Messenger RNA from Fusarium fujikuroi IMI 58289, 225 nucleotides. RefSeq lists its product as uncharacterized. Lineage: Eukaryota; Fungi; Ascomycota; Sordariomycetes; Hypocreales; Nectriaceae. The transcript is spliced from 4 exons. Bases 1 to 225 code for a protein of 74 amino acids. The record is from RefSeq and is a predicted model, not a curated record.
AUGGGUAACGGUGCCAAGGCUCAGCAGAAGCGCGAGCGCAAUGCUAAGGACAAGAACACUGCCAAGUCGCAGCUCAAGGUGAACGAAAAGGCCUGUGACAUUCAGUGCCAGAUCUGCAAAUCUACCUUUCUCAAGACCACAAAGGCCCCUGCUCUCAAGGAGCAUGCCGAGAACAAGCACAGCAAGACCAUUGCCGACUGCUUCCCCAACGUCCAAGUCGCAUAG